AUGUUACACAAUGGGUACUGCUCAAUUCCGAGACCCAAACAUAAACUCAAGCCCACUCCAAGCUGCCCUAGAAACACUCUCAAGCUCGCUGUUUGCGCCAAUGUUCUCAAGGAUCUUAUCAAAAUCCAGCUGCGCAAGCCUCCAGUCAAAACUUGCUGCUCGGUUCUCAAUGGUCGAAUUGAUCUUGAAGCCGCGGUUUGUCUUUGCACCGCCCUUAAGGCUAAUGUUUUGGGCAUUAAGCUUAAUGUUCCCGUCUCUCUCACCCUUCUUCUCAAUGUUUGUGGCAGGAAGACCCCUUCUGGAUUCAUAUGCGCUUGA
This is a messenger RNA of Thlaspi arvense, 318 nucleotides long. The record is from the annotation of a GenBank genome assembly. NCBI's taxonomy places the organism in Eukaryota, Viridiplantae, Streptophyta, Magnoliopsida, Brassicales, Brassicaceae.